AUGGCGACGUCGCACGGAUCACGCCGUGAUCAUUCGACUCUGGCACGAACGUCACUCGACGAUGUGAAGCAUUCUCUUUCUCUCAGACCUCCUUCGUUUGAUUAUGCUGCGGUUAUACAGUCGGUUCUUGGUUUAGCAGACGCCACCUAUACUUCGUGCUGCAGGGACCCAAUACGCGUAGAUGGUUCCGGUUCAUUAGUUCCCUUAGUCUCGCCCGCCUUGAGUCGACUCAGAAGCGUGCGACUUUCGAAUAUGUUCUUUGUGCCGCCCUUCCUUGCCGGUUCCGCCCUUCCUUGCCGGUUCCGCCCUUCCUUGCUCGUUCCGCCCUUCCUGCUCGUUCCGCCCUUCCCUGCUCGUUCCGCCCUUCCCUGCUCGUUCCGCCCUUCCCUGCUCGUUCCGCCCUUCCCUGCUCGUUCCGCCGCGCUUGCUCGUUCCGCCGCGCUUGCUCGUUCCGCCGCGCUUGCUCGUUCCUCCGCGCUUGCUCGUUCCUCCGCGCUUGCUCGUUCCUCCGCGCUUGCUCGUUCCUCCGCGCUUGCUCGUUCCUCCGCGCUUGCUCGUUCCUCCGCGCUUGCUCGUUCCUCCGCGCUUGCUCGUUCCUCCGCGCUUGCUCGUUCCUCCGCGCUUGCUCGUUCCUCCGCGCUUGCUCGUUCCUCCGCGCUUGCUCGUUCCUCCGCGCUUGCUCGUUCCUCCGCGCUUGCUCGUUCCUCCGCGCUUGCUCGUUCCUCCGCGCUUGCUCGUUCCUCCGCGCUUGCUCGUUCCUCCGCGCUUGCUCGUUCCUCCGCGCUUGCUCGUUCCUCCGCGCUUGCUCGUUCCUCCGCGCUUGCUCGUUCCUCCGCGCUUGCUCGUUCCUCCGCUCGUUGCGCCGCUGCUCGUUGCGCCGCUGCUCGUUGCGCCGCUGCUCGUUGCGCCGCUGCUCGUUGCGCCGCUGCUCGUUGCGCCGCUGCUCGUUGCGCCCCUGCUCGUUGCGCCCCUGCUCGUUGCGCCCCGCGCCCCUGCUGA
Messenger RNA from Closterium sp. Yama58-4, 999 nucleotides. The record is from the annotation of a GenBank genome assembly. NCBI's taxonomy places the organism in Eukaryota, Viridiplantae, Streptophyta, Zygnematophyceae, Desmidiales, Closteriaceae.